Macrosiphum euphorbiae (potato aphid) is the source of this 279-nucleotide messenger RNA. The record is from the annotation of a GenBank genome assembly. Lineage: Eukaryota; Metazoa; Arthropoda; Insecta; Hemiptera; Aphididae.
AUGCUUCGUCGAAAAAGGGCACUUAAAAUAUUAGCUAUGAUCCCACCAGAGGAUAGCGGUGAAAGUUGCGAUGAAGAAAAUAUUAUUCAAAGAGAAGAAUCACCACUACCUUCAGAAGCUAUCGAGGAAGAUUUAGAUGAACUUCUAAAAGAAUUGGAGCAAUAUCCACUUCAUGAGUUUUUAGAAGAGAUAGACAAUACAGUUGAUGGGUUACAAAAUAAUGUUUUUGAACAACUAGAAUACAUCUGGUUCAAAUGUAACACCAAUAAGAAAAUCUAA